GAAAGAAGCAAAAGGUGGAUCGACCCCAUUUCUUUCGGCUGCUUUCCUCGAUCUACCGAGCUUCUCUCUCACUCUAUAAACUAAAUCUUCUUUUAUCUGAAUUUCGCGCAUUUUCUAUCAGUGUAGGGUUUCUGAUGUGCUUGAAUCGGUGGAUUUGAGUUUUCGGAUCGAGCUGUUUUAGGUUUUUAUAGUUAAAAAAAGGAUGGCUUGGUUCAGCGGGAAGGUGUCCUUAGGGGGCUUUCCUGAUCUCGCCGGGGCAGUCAAUAAACUCCAAGAAAGCGUGAAGAAUAUUGAGAAGAAUUUUGAUACAGCUCUCGGGUUUGAGGAGAAGUCUGAAUCAAGCAACAAUGAAGCUUCAGGAUUGUGGUCUUCGGACCGAAAACCACUAUUUGACCCAGUUAUGUCCUUUAUGGGUCAGAAAAGUGAGGAGACUGAAGUUGAAUCAUCAGAAAAACUUGAAUCUUCAGACAGUCCACCCAAAGUUGAGGAAAAAGAAAAGGCUGAAACUGACAAAUCAGGUCAUUCUCAUGUGAAAACCACUGUUGAAGAAGAUAAAGAAGCUGUCAAGGUAGAAAAAAAUAACGAGCAUUCAGAGGUUGUGGAGAGAGCAGAUACUGUGACUUCGGACCCUGGUAAAUCUGAAUCUGAAUCAGAAUCAGAAACAAUUUCUGCAGAGCCUUCUGAAUCUACCUUUAAUAAUGUUAAGUCAUCAGAUUCUCCAGAAAAUGAACAUCAGAAAGAAAUUUUAGAUGUAGUACCCUCUGCAAAUUAUGAAUCCAAGGAAGCCAAACUAGAUAUUGCAGAGGUAGACACAGUUGAAGUUACUGAGGCUGUGCCGACCGGGUCAAGGGAUGCUGUAGACAUGCAUGAAAUUAAUGAUGAACGAAAGACACAAACAGAAGAAACUUUAGAGAAAGGUUCUCUAGUUAAAUAUGAGGAAUCAAUUGACAGCCAAGCUGAUGCUGGCAAUGGCCCUGAUGAGCCAAUGCCUUCAAGUUCACAUUCUGCUAUAGUAGAGGAGACUAACAGUGCUCAGGAACUUUUUCUGUCCACUGAAUCGGUUCUUGAAAAUGAUGAAAAUGCUACAAGAGUUGAAGUGGACCGGCAGAUUAAUGAUUGUGAAAAUGAUGCUAAAGAAGAUAUACGCUUGAGUUCUGCCAGUGUCUUAUCUAACAAUGCGGAUUCUAUCCAUGAAUUGGAGAAGGUGAAGAUGGAACUGAAAAUGAUGGAAUCUGCAUUGCAAGGUGCUGCAAGACAGGCUCAGGCAAAAGCUGAUGAAAUCUCUAAGCUGAUGAAUGAGAAUGAGCAGCUUAAAGUUGUAAUUGAGGAUUUGAAGAGAAAAUCCAAUGAAGCAGAAAUGGAGUCUCUGCGAGAGGAAUAUCAAAAAAGGGUUUCAACUCUUGAAAGGAAGGUUUAUGCCUUGACUAAAGAAAGGGAUACUCUUCGAAGAGAGCAGAAUAAAAAAAGUGAUGCUGCUGCUCUUUUAAAGGAAAAAGACGAAAUAAUUAAUCAAGUCAUGGCUGAAGGCGAAGAGCUUUCAAAGAAGCAGGCUGCUCAAGAGGCUCAGAUCAGGAAAUUAAGAGCUCAGAUUAGAGAGCUCGAAGAGGAGAAGAAAGGCCUGACUACAAAGCUACAGGUUGAAGAGAACAAGGCAGAGAGCAUAAAAAAGGACAAAACAGCUACAGAGAAGUUGCUACAAGAAACAAUUGAAAAACACCAAGCAGAACUUUCGGCUCAGAAAGACUUUUAUACAAAUGCUCUAUUUGCUGCAAAGGAGGCUGAAGCACUAGCAGAGGCCCGUGCCAACAAUGAAGCUAGAACUGAACUGGAGAGUCGAUUAAGAGAGGCUGAAGAACGUGAAGCACUGCUUGUUCAGACACUUGAAGAGUUGAGACAAACCUUAAGCAGAAAGGAGCAGCAGGCUGUUUAUCAAGAAGACAUGUUUCGCAGGGACAUCGAAGAUCUUCAAAAACGUUACCAGGCAAGCGAACGCCGGUGUGAGGAAUUGAUUGCACAAGUGCCUGAGUCUACUAGACCUCUUUUAAGGCAGAUUGAAGCCAUGCAGGAAACAACUGCCAGAAGAGCAGAAGCUUGGGCUGCUGUGGAGAGAUCUCUAAACUCUCGUCUCCAGGAAGCAGAGGCAAAAGCUGCAGCUGCUGAAGAGAGAGAACGAUCUGUGAAUGAACGCCUAUCUCAAACCUUAUCGCGAAUUAAUGUUCUUGAAGCUCAGAUUUCUUGUCUUAGAGCUGAACAAACACAGAUAAGCAAGUCCCUUGAGAAAGAGAGGCAGAGAGCUGCUGAGAAUAGACAAGAAUACCUUGCAGCAAAGGAGGAAGCUGAUACGCAAGAAGGUCGGGCAAACCUGCUUGAGGAACAAAUUAGGGAACUAAGACGGAAACAUAAGCAAGAGUUACAAGAUGCUCUUGUGCACCGGGAACGUCUACAGCAGGAAGUAGAAAGGGAGAAAGCUGCUCGGUUAGACUUGGAAAAGACAGUGCAUGUGCAUUCUACGGCUGUAUCUGAGCAAGCUCCAAUUGCAAGGCGUAAUUCCAUUUCGGAGAACGGAAGCUUGUCCCGGAGACUCUCUACUGCUAGCAGCCUAGGAAGUAUGGAGGAAAGCUAUUUUCUGCAAGCAUCUUUGGACUCAUCUGAUGGUGUAUCCGAAAGGAGAAAUAUUGGAGAGGCAACCUUAAGUCCACUCUACAUGAAAAGCAUGACACCCAGUGCGUUUGAAUCGGCCCUUCGUCAGAAGGAGGGUGAACUUGCUUCCUACAUGUCUCGUUUGGCUUCCAUGGAAUCAAUCCGUGACUCUUUAGCCGAGGAGUUAGUCAAAAUUACCGCACAGUGUGAAAAGUUGAAGGCAGAAGCCGCCACAGUUCCAGGAAUCCGGGCAGAGCUAGAAGCCUUGAGGCGGAGACACACUGCUGCGCUGGAGCUAAUGGGUGAACGGGAUGAAGAGCUGGAGGAACUCCGAGCUGACAUUGUGGACUUGAAGGAAAUGUACAGAGAGCAAGUAAACUUACUUGUGAAUAAGAUCCAAAUAAUGAGUUCUUCGGCGGGUAAUUCUUCGUAAGCGAUUAUCUUCUUCUUUGUUUGGUGUGGUAAUUUCCAAAAAGAAAUGUGAAUGAUAUACUUUAUAGUCAGGUGUUGGUUCUAAAGAAAUUUUGUUGUUAAAAAACUCAAACUAGUUGAAAGAUGUGUUUUGUUGCAAGCGUUUGUUUGAUGAGGAGACUGCCUGCCCCUUCAAUGA
Messenger RNA from Hibiscus syriacus, 3250 nucleotides. Its product is annotated as golgin candidate 5-like. The coding region runs from base 203 to 3073 and encodes 956 amino acids. NCBI's taxonomy places the organism in Eukaryota, Viridiplantae, Streptophyta, Magnoliopsida, Malvales, Malvaceae. The record is from RefSeq and is a predicted model, not a curated record. The transcript is spliced from 20 exons.